Molecule: messenger RNA, 1239 nt
Organism: Aspergillus homomorphus CBS 101889
Lineage: Eukaryota; Fungi; Ascomycota; Eurotiomycetes; Eurotiales; Aspergillaceae
Product: putative short chain dehydrogenase
Exons: 3
Coding region: 359-1231 (290 amino acids)
Cellular component (GO): intracellular anatomical structure
Molecular function (GO): oxidoreductase activity, acting on NAD(P)H, oxygen as acceptor
Source: RefSeq, a predicted model, not a curated record
GUCUGCAAGAGCUACUGCUAUGCUGCUGCAGAGCAGGCCCGUGACCAGUGUACCCAAAUGCGAUCACGCAUCCCCCCGGUCUGGACCACGGCGACCUGUCCCUCGCUGCCAUCCCAUUUCUCCGGAUUUUCCUGUUCUCAUGACUUCCCCAGUGCCAGGGCCUGUCCCCCCCUUGAGGUAAUCCUUGGAGCUAUUGUGAAUUAUUUAAAGAAGCUACCGCACCCAUCACUGCCCACCAUCAUCAACCCUGUCGUUUUUUGGUUCUACUGAUUCUUGUCCCAAAGUCUUCCGCUCCCACUGCUCAUAACUUUCUCUGGCUUUCAUCUCCAGCACAGACAUACCAGCUACGCAGUCCACAAUGUCCCUUUCGAUUGAAACCACCGAUGUCGCCCCUGCUCCGGUCCCUGUCCCGGUCCAGGACGGUCCAGCGCUCGGCUCCAAAUCUCGGAUGCCCGAGUUCAGCCUGGCAGGGAAAGUGGUCUGUGUUUCUGGAGCUGCCCGCGGUCUCGGAUUGACCCAGGCUGAAGCUCUCCUGGAAGCGGGUGCCAAAGUGUAUGCGCUGGACCGUCUUGAAGAGCCAUCCCCCGAGUUCUUCGUUAUUCAGAAGCGGGCUGUAGAGGAACUGGGCACAGAGCUACACUACCGUCGCAUCGACGUGCGCGACACGGAGCUGCUGCACCACGUAAUUGAGGCCAUCGCCAACACCGAGGGACGCAUGGACGGGCUGAUCGCGGCGGCGGGGAUUCAGCAAGAGACCUCAGCGCUGGAGUACACGGCCGAGGACUCGAACCGGAUGUUCGAGGUGAAUGUUACAGGUGUGUUUAUGACGGCUCAGGCAGUAGCCAAGCAGAUGAUUCGCUUUGGCAACGGAGGGAGCAUUGCGCUCAUCGCCAGCAUGAGCGGAACUAUCGCCAAUCGGGGCCUCAUCUGUCCCGCAUACAAUGCCAGCAAGGCGGCCGUGAUUCAGUUAGGUCGCAACCUCGCCAUGGAGUGGGGGCAGUACAACAUCCGGGUCAACACCAUCUCGCCCGGCUACAUCGUGACGGCGAUGGUCGAGCAACUGUUCGUGGAGUACCCUGAGCGGCGUGAGGAGUGGCCGAAGCACAACAUGUUGGGGCGGCUGUCGACCCCCAACGAAUACCGGGGCGCUGCGGUCUUCCUCCUCAGUGACGCCAGCAGCUUCAUGACGGGAAGCGAUCUGCGCAUGGACGGCGGCCACGCCGCGUGGUGAUUACCGAU